AUGGAGAUGGGGGAGAAGAAGGUGGUGCAGCAGGACUUCCUGAAGAGCUUCCUGGGCCAGCAGACCCACCGCAGAGUGAACAUGCUGGCUGGGGACCUGAUGCAGACCCGAGGCCCCGGAGCCCCUGGGGACGCCCCGGACAGGAACCGGGUGCUGAUGCUGGACGAUUUCGAAAGGACCGUGGAUGGGAAGCUGCAGUGCUCAUACUGUAGCUAUUCCAGCCACAGAACAGCUCGGCUGAUGGAACAUACGAGAACCCACACGGGCGAGAAGCCGCACAGGUGUCGCCUGUGUCCCUUCACCUCGGCUUACGAGCGCUACCUCGAAGCCCACAUGCGCUCCCACUCUGGAGAAAAGCGGUACAAGUGCGAAUUGUGUGCCUACCGAUGCAACUACGGAAGCAACCUGUCCCACCACCGAAGGCGCAAGCAUAAUUUGUUACCGCUGACCGGUCCCAGGGCUUCCAUAAGCAGCGUGAAAAUGUGGGGGACCUUGCAGAAUAAGGGCAACGUAGAGGAUGGCAAACGAGGGGUGCUCAUCACCUUAGCUCCACCUUCUGUGGCUGUUCAGAAACCAGAUCAGCUGAGGAGUGAUUCUACACACAAGAGCCCAAGUGGUCAGAAUGGCUUCUGUGACAGUACGGAUAAAACUUCAGUUUGCAGACUGCCGAGGGAGCCACAGGGACUCUGGCUUGUGGAUAAUCCUUUGAAUCAGCUGUCUGACCUAGCAGGGAACCUGUCCACCUUGCCACCUGAAAACCCAAACCCCGUCUCUGCUGAUGUAGACGCCAUCCUAGAAGAAUGGAAGCCUUUCGUGAUGCAACAGCCCUCCGCCCAAGGGAGAGUCGCUCAGAGCUCUCUCAUAGUCCUCAGGCUUUCUCCACCAUCGAGUCAGAGGAUCUGCAGUCCACUGAAAGGGCCCAGCAGCCAGCUAAGUGGCUACACCAACACCCCCAUCCUUGGAGACAGCCAGCCAAGCAGUCCAACUGCAACCUCGUUGGUGCAGGAACCUCAACUUCUUUACUGCUGCCAGCACUGUGACACUUACUUUGCAGACAACGUCCUUUACACUAUCCAUAUGGGAUGUCAUGGGUAUGACAAUCCCUUUCAGUGUAACAUAUGUGGAUUCCAUUGUGAGAACAAGUAUGACUUUGCCUGUCACUUUGCACGAGGUCAGCAUAACUAG
Mus pahari (shrew mouse) is the source of this 1185-nucleotide messenger RNA. RefSeq names its product zinc finger protein Pegasus-like. The transcript has a single exon. The coding region runs from base 1 to 1185 and encodes 394 amino acids. The record is from RefSeq and is a predicted model, not a curated record. Gene Ontology annotation, molecular function: RNA polymerase II cis-regulatory region sequence-specific DNA binding; DNA-binding transcription factor activity. NCBI's taxonomy places the organism in Eukaryota, Metazoa, Chordata, Mammalia, Rodentia, Muridae. Gene Ontology annotation, biological process: regulation of transcription by RNA polymerase II.